GUAGCGCAGUCGUGCUCUUUCUUCAUAGCAUUCACAUUCACCGUAUCGUGCGAAUUAUUAUUAUUUUAUUUUAUUUUAUUUUAGAAAUCACAUCCGUGGUAGAAAAUAGUGAAAAAAAAGUUUAUUUUUUGAAAUUCAAUUGUAAUAUAUUUGCAUAAAAGUAUAAAUAAUAAAAAUGUCACGUUAUCGUGAAUGGGAUUUACAAUGCAAAGUGUAUGUUGGGAAUUUGGGCUCAUCGGCGUCAAAGCACGAAAUUGAGAAUUCAUUCAGUAAGUAUGGCCCAUUGCGAAAUGUAUGGGUUGCACGAAACCCACCCGGCUUCGCUUUUGUCGAAUUUGAAGAUCGUCGCGAUGCUGAGGACGCGGUUCGAGCUCUAGAUGGAUCUCGUUGCUGUGGCACGAGGAUCCGUGUCGAAAUGUCAUCCGGCCGAUCACGACGAGACGAUCGUAAAGGAGGUGGUGGUGGUGGUGGACGUGGCGGCGGCGGUGGCGGUGGCGGUAGAAAUAGGUACAGGGUCUUAGCUUCUCUCAUCUCGAAUCAUCACUUCAAUCAUACUACACAUCCACUACUACUAUCUACUACUCUAUGUCUACAAACCGUAUUAUUCGCCAUCUUCGUCUUUCUUCUUCCAUUUCGUAGCGUUUGUCGGGAUAAAACAGGCAAAUGUCUCGACAUUGGAUCGGCCAACAUUUUCAAUUUAAUGUGCGUUCGCAAGCAUAUUGUCGCCACUUGAACAGCGUGCUAAACAAUAUAUUUUCAUAUGGACGCAAUAUUUUCCAAUCGUUUUGGAUCAUAACGAGAAAAAAACCACUUGGAACGAAAAUCGUUUUUGAAAAAAACGUCAACCAAUUCCAUCACACAUUUCGAGUUCGCGUCGAAAAGAAUAAAAAAUGAGUGUUUUUUUCCCUAGUGAAACAUAAAAUUUGAACAAUUUUCUUCGGGGGAAAAAACGGAAUAACUCUUUUAUGCAAGAAAAAGACAUUUGUUUUCUACGAAAGAGCUCGUGUUUUGUAUCAUUUCUCCCGGAACAGGGAUUGCAUUUCGUACAUCAAAUAUUUAACAGUCUACUUGUGCCGGUGGAUAUGACUUCCAACACCGAAACGUAAUUCAACAAAUAACGCGGCCCGAACUUUUCGGACACACACACACACACACACACAUACAUUUUCCAUCAGUUCAACGCUUUCCUGAACGAUCACAUUCAUCAAGGCUUAAUCAAAUCAACUGGAGUCAACUUCCAGCACUUCGUGGCAUUAUCCAUCCAAACGACUUCCAGCUACGCAUUUCAUUUCUAAACCAUUUCAACGAAUUUGCUCUUCGUUCAAAUUCUAUUUCGAAUUGUCAUCGAUUCAUUCGAUAAUUGAAUUUCAAUUGCAUACGAUUUGGAUUGAUUGAUUUCAUUGCAUCGGGUCCGCGCAAACAUGAUCCGAAGCGUCGUUAGCACAACCGGUUCACGAUACGCGAACGCACGUUUGAUAGUUAAGAACCGAAAAAAAAACAUACACGAGAAAAAAGUAUAUAGUUGGAUAUAUGAAGUUGGUGUAGAAUAAGAAGAAAGCCCCUCCCUCUACUUUCAACAUGAAAAAAAUCGCUUCCUGAAUCAAAAUCAAACCAAACAAAACUCCAUAAACAAAACAAAUCCGAGCCUGAGUUCAAAUGACCAUAAAUGGCGAUGAGUUUUUGCUACUAAAUCCAUCCACGCUGUGCUCCGACCGCCACACAACGAAAUGACACAGAAAAACACAAACACACACACACACACACCCAAAAUAAAGAAAAAUAAAUCGAAAAACAGUCGACAUCAAAAACUACAUGCCUCCAUAUCUAUGAAAACCAAAAUACCCGAUACCGCGCCAACGGUCAACACCUGUCCAUCAUUGUGGCGUGUUCUUCGCUUUCAUCAAGCUUCUUCUCUUCCAUCAAGCAGACAAUGCAACAUUUCUCAGCCCUGCCGCCUAAACAAACCACAAAUUGUAUCGACAAUCCAAAAGAAACACAGAGAGAAAAAGAAACUCGUCUUUUUUUCCCUUUGUUUGACAAAUUAACUCAACAUUAUCGGCAUCAUAGACAGCAAACAUCGCCCGAGAAUUUCCACUAAGUGCUUUUCACUCAACACAACCACAUCGAAACUAACCAACCCACACACACACACACACUCAACGCGAUACUGAACUCAAAUUCUGAAUGCACGCACGCUUCCGUAUGUCGUAGGCACUUAAAGUCAAUCGAUAAAAUCAACAGCGCUCGAAUUUCCACAAAACAAAACACAAAAAAAACCCAUAGAAAUUCUGAAACAAACCCCGGUCAGCUUCAUCAAAUAGCCACAAAUUUGAUGCGUUGACGCCAGCAAAUCUGCUCGACUUCAUACAUACACACACAAAUUUUGAAAGAAAAAACCAAAAAUCAGAAAAACAAUCCCCGUUAGAGUAGGAUAGACAUCAACCGUCUAGAUACUACCUCUGCUCAACAGCUACUAGAGUUGCUUCAUGAGACACACACACAAAAAC
Messenger RNA from Sitodiplosis mosellana (orange wheat blossom midge), 2507 nucleotides. RefSeq names its product RNA-binding protein 1-like. The transcript is spliced from 4 exons. Gene Ontology annotation, molecular function: RNA binding. Bases 176 to 733 code for a protein of 185 amino acids. Lineage: Eukaryota; Metazoa; Arthropoda; Insecta; Diptera; Cecidomyiidae. The record is from RefSeq and is a predicted model, not a curated record. Gene Ontology annotation, cellular component: nuclear speck. Gene Ontology annotation, biological process: mRNA splicing, via spliceosome.